CUUCUUUAUCUGUCAGCUGCUUAAGGCAAAAAUGUUUGGUGUUCAGAUAAUUUCUUGUCGCGCAUUAUAAUUUAAAUCUCUUAAAAAUAGAAAAGAACUUUCGGGAAUUUGCAGACGAAACGCUUAAGGAUGUAUUCUUCAGCUAAGAAAGUACAAAGGAUUUUAACAUCGGGUGAAAUAAGGAAAACUUUUAUUGAUUAUUUUAUGAAGAAUCAUGAUCACAAGUUUGUGCGAUCUAGUCCGGUUGUGCCAUUUUGUGAUCCAACAGUCGCUUUCGUAAAUGCCGGCAUGACACAGUUUAAAACAAUAUUUCUUGGUAAAGCGACACCAAGUCAUACGAGAAUAACAAAUUCACAAAAAUGCAUACGUGUAGGGGGUAAACAUAACGAUUUAAAAAGUGUUGGCCAGGACGGAUAUCAUCAUACAUUUUUUGAAAUGUUGGGCAAUUGGUCGUUCGGCGAUUAUUUUAAGAAAGAAGCUUGCAUCAUGGCUUUGGACUUGCUUCGUGGUCCUUAUAAUAUAGAUCCUUCACGUUUAUAUGUCACUUAUUUUGGCGGUGAUAAAACUUUGGGCCUAUCACCUGAUUUAGAAUGCUUCGAAAUAUGGAGAAGUUUGGGAUUCGAAACAUCUCGUAUAUUACCGUUCGGUGUUAAAGACAAUUUUUGGGAAAUGGGUCUAACCGGACCGUGCGGCCCUUGUACUGAAAUUCAUAUAGAUCAUAAUCCGCAUUUGCUUUCUACGGUAGAUCGAGCUAAACAAGUGAAUACGGGUAGCCCAGAUUUAACUGAGCUAUGGAAUUUAGUGUUUAUAGAAUAUAAUCGAAACUCGGAUGGUUCUAUAACGCAACUACCAACAAAACAUGUAGACACUGGCAUGGGUUUUGAAAGACUUACCGCUGUAUUGCAGAACAAAAGCUCAAACUACGACACCGAUUUAUUUACUCCUCUAUUUAAAGUUAUACAAAAUCACUCGAAGGUCCCUCCAUAUGGCGGCCUUUUCCCUUCAUCUACAUGGGCAGCAGAAUUAGAUACAGCGUACAGGAUAUUGGCAGAUCAUGCUCGCAUGGUGACUAUUUGUCUGGCCGAUGGUAUGUUACCUGAUCAAAAUCAAAAGUUGCGACGUAUUUUGAGGAAGGCGCUCACUGUAUCUAAAAAUAACUUCGAUAAUGAAAAGCUAUUAAGUCACCUGGUGCCUGUAAUUAUCGAAACUAUGAACUCGGGUUAUCCUGAAAUAGCGAACAAACAAAACUCCAUUUUAGAAAUUAUAGAACACGAGCGCGAAGUGUAUUCAGCUUUAAGAAAAAGCUCGCGGGAGGCAUUUGCUGAAAUUAUUAACGAAAAUUCCUACAUAGACGACGCAGAUCUUAUCGAAUAUGCUGGUUUUGUUCCAGCCUACCGGGAAUUGAAAUUGUCAAAAGUGAGAUUUAAGAAUGUAAUACCUGGGGAUUUUUUAUGUAAACUCACCAGUACGUAUGGCUUAACCGAGGAGCAUUUCGACAUAUUGGCAAAUUUAGAAGGUAUGAUAUGUGAUUUAGAGGGCUAUCAUAAAGCAUUGAGCGAAGCUAAGCUUCGCGCAAAACUCUCCCUUACCAAGGACACAGAAUCGAAUGAUAUGACUGCAUCUAUUGAGGAAAGUCUGAUUGACCUAACAAAAACUUUACCUGCUACGCAUUGUCAGCACAUAUAUAAUUAUCAAUACGAUACAGAAACGAAGCAAUAUAGUAUACCUCCUCUUAGAGCUAAGGUAUUAGGUAUACUGUAUAACGAUGUCAACGUAAAAGAAGUCAUAUGCAAUGGAGUUGUUAAAUCAAUUGAUCAGAUCUCUAUCAUUACGGAUGUUAGUAACUUUUAUGUUGAAUCUGGGGGCCAACAAUCAGAUAAAGGGUACCUGGUAGUGGGCAGCAGCGAAGCUUCCCAUAUAAUACAUCCUAGAUUAGGUGUAAUUGGUACGCAUCUCAUAAAUGACUGUGUGGUUCAUACUUGCAAGCUACCUGAACAGAAAUUCAAUUUCACAUUGGCUGUUGGAGACGAAGUGAUGUUGACAGUUGAUGAAAACCAUAGAACAGCCAAUAUUCGCCAUCAUACAGCCACUCAUUUACUUAACGGAGCAAUUAGAACUUUGUAUGGGAAAGUUACAUAUCAAGUAAGCAGCGAGGUUACAAACGAACACUGUAAACUUGAGUUAGGCCUCAUAGGAAAACAUAUAGCUGUAAAUGAAGUGCAAGAAAUUGAAGACUUUGUCAAUCGAAGCAUUUGUUUAGCUGCCCCGGUUAAGGCGCAACUAUUCAAUGCAGUUGAAAUUUUUCAACAGGAUGAUGUAGUAAUGGUGCCUGGUGAAAUAUAUCCGGAAACAGAUUUGCGUCUGAUCACCAUCAAUUGCAACGAUUUAAAGUUAUUAUCGAAGGAGCUUUGUUGCGGCACUCAUGCCUCUAACACUCAGGAACUGGAACAAUUUUGCAUAACAAACUUAAAGCAAACGAAUCGAGCCCGGUACGCAUUUACAGCAGUAGCGGGUGAAGACGCCAAAAGGAUCGUUGAGGUGGGUGCUUUACUCAAACACCAAGCGGAUAUGUUGGAAGAGGAUUUCAAAGCCGAAAAGUUAACGAAUGCUAGUGAAUUGGAAUUACAAAAAAUCCGCCAUAACCUUCUGCAUAUGAACGUGAAGCUACCAUACGUUUUGAGAACGAACAUUUUGAAUCGAGUUAGUGAUAUAUUAAGGAAAUUAAAAGAAACAGUAAAGAAAAAUGUCAAAGAAUUUGUUGAAGUGGAAAUACAUAAUUUGUUGCAAGAGAGAUCUCCGACUACCCAUCAUUUUAUAUUGCAUUAUAUAUCCAGUUCAGCGCUCAUGGAAGAGGAUGUACCAUUGCAACGAGCCACGAGACUAUGCAAAGAUCGGCCAAUAUUAGUGAUAGCAAUGACUAACGAUAUUGUUAAAGCUAGAUGCUGUGUUCCUAAGAAAUUCAAAUCAGAAAACUUUAAUGCGGAGAAAUGGUUAUUGGCAUUUUCUGCGAUAUUCAAAGGUGAGAUCUGGGCAGGCCAAGGGCAAAACAUGCACGAAGUUUGCAAUAUGAGAGGCAAACGGAUUACGAUGAAAUUUGAGGAGCAACUGGAAAUCGCUAUGCAACGAGCUUUUGAGUAUGCUACAAAACACGUGCCAAAGACUCACAAUUCUUUCUGAUUUAUGAUCAAAACUAUGGAGCCGUCAAUGUUCACCGCACUUUCUAUUAAUUAUUAAAUUUUCAUCAAAUUAAUUCGGACACUAUUAUUUUGGGAUUUUGUUUUCUUUUUUUAUUUUUAUUUAUCAUUAGUUGCUUUAGUUCUUAUUCACUAUUAUCUUAAACAUAGUAGAACGUAAUAGAUAGGUAAAUGUAAAGGGUAUGUAUAUGAAUGAAACUUUAAA
Messenger RNA from Glossina fuscipes, 3399 nucleotides. RefSeq names its product alanine--tRNA ligase, mitochondrial (gene AlaRS-m). Bases 130 to 3177 code for a protein of 1015 amino acids. The record is from RefSeq and is a predicted model, not a curated record. Gene Ontology annotation, cellular component: mitochondrion; cytoplasm. The transcript has 12 exons. Gene Ontology annotation, biological process: tRNA modification; alanyl-tRNA aminoacylation. NCBI's taxonomy places the organism in Eukaryota, Metazoa, Arthropoda, Insecta, Diptera, Glossinidae. Gene Ontology annotation, molecular function: aminoacyl-tRNA deacylase activity; ATP binding; nucleic acid binding.